AUGCCUGCUCCACGAGUUAUUGUGGUCGGUGGUGGCCUUUCUGGCUUGAGCGCAGCUCACACAGUCUACUUGAACGGUGGCAACGUGCUGCUGCUUGACAAGAACACCUUCUUUGGUGGCAACUCGACAAAAGCCACAUCCGGUAUCAAUGGUGCUCUGACCAGAGCUCAGGUAGACCUCAAGAUCCAGGACAGCGUCAAGCAAUUCUACGAGGAUACCCUCAAAUCCGCCAGAGAUAAGGCCAGGCCCGAUCUUAUUAGAGUCCUCACAUACCAGUCCGCUUCGGCCGUCGAAUGGCUGCAAGAUGUCUUCAACCUAGAUCUCACCCUUGUCUCACGCUUGGGUGGUCACUCUUUCCCACGAACACACAGAGGUCACGAUGCCAAGUUCCCUGGUAUGGCCAUCACAUACGCACUGAUGCAGAGGCUGGAACAAUUGGUCGAGACUGACCCAGAAAGAAUACAAGUUAUCAAGAAGGCCAAGGUUUUGUCCUUGAACAAAGACGGCAACAAGGUCACUGGUGUCACCUAUGAAUUCGGUGGCGAGAAACAUUCCAUCGACGGUGUCGUCGUUCUGGCCACCGGUGGCUAUGCUGCUGAUUUCGGCGAGGACUCUCUCCUCAAGAAGUGGCGACCAGACACAUUCGACCUUUCCUCCACAAACGGUGCUCAUGCUACUGGUGAUGGUCACAAGAUGUUGAUGGCUAUUGGCGCAAACGACAUCGAUAUGGACAAGGUCCAAGUUCACCCAACAGGUCUCGUUGACCCCAAAGACCCAGGCUCAAAAUGGAAGUUCUUGGCCGCUGAGGCUCUCCGCGGUGAAGGUGGUAUCCUGCUCAACAACGAAGGCAAGCGCUUCUGUGACGAUCUCGGCCAUAGAGAUUACGUCUCCGGGAAGAUGUGGGAGGAGAAGGAGAAGGGCAAAUGGCCCAUUAGACUUGUGCUGAAUUCUAAAGCCUCCAACGUACUCGAUUUCCACACCCGCCACUACUCCGGCCGAGGUCUCAUGAAGAAGAUGACCGGCGAGGAGCUCGCCAAGGACAUGGGUAUCAGCGCAGAAGAGCUUCAGAAGAACUUCCAGACUUACAACGACACUUAUGAAGGCAAGAUCAAGGAUCCUUGGGGUAAGAAGUACUACCAUAACAUGCCAGUUAAUGUUGACGACACUUUCCACGUCGCCAUUAUGGAGCCCGUACUGCACUUCACCAUGGGUGGCAUCGAGAUCAACGACAAAGCCCAAGUCCUCAAUAGCGAGCAGAAGCCUUUCGAGUCUCUUUUCGCCUGCGGUGAACUUGCUGGUGGUGUGCACGGCGCAAACCGAUUGGGUGGUUCCUCCCUGCUAGGCUGCGUCGUCUACGGGCGUGUCGCUGGUGCCUCAGCAUCACAGUAUCUGUUCCAAGAACUUACAAGAGGUGGCAUCACUGGUGCUGCACAACGUCUUGGUCAAAUAUCGCUCCAUAUCGACCCAAACCAGCCAGGCAAGGUAUCCGUGGAAUGGAACACAGGUGCUGAUGGUUCAGCCAACGCCACUGCUGGCGACGACGUAACAUCUCGACAAGCACAGCGCUCAGCCGCCCCAGUCAUGGACGGCAACAAGAACCAGGAUCCUGCCAAGAAGAAGGACCAUCCAGAACCUGCCGAUUUCAAGAUCCCAGAAAAGGAGUUCACCCUCGAGGAGGUCGCCAAGCACAACAAGAAGGACGAUCUAUGGAUCGCAGUCAAGGGUAUCGUCCUGGACGUAACUAACUGGCUCGAUGAGCAUCCAGGUGGCCCACAAGCUCUCUUCUCACACAUGGGCAGAGACGCCUCUGAGGAAUUCGAGAUGCUCCACGACGACGAAGUCAUCCCCAAAUAUGCUCCAGAUAUCGUCAUUGGCAAGGUCAAGGGCCAAGAGGUCACCCUGCAAUACUAG
Lithohypha guttulata is the source of this 1911-nucleotide messenger RNA. RefSeq names its product Osmotic growth protein (gene OSM2). The record is from RefSeq and is a predicted model, not a curated record. Lineage: Eukaryota; Fungi; Ascomycota; Eurotiomycetes; Chaetothyriales; Trichomeriaceae. Bases 1 to 1911 code for a protein of 636 amino acids. Gene Ontology annotation, molecular function: oxidoreductase activity; FMN binding. The transcript has 4 exons.